This is a messenger RNA of Doryrhamphus excisus (bluestripe pipefish), 1014 nucleotides long. Lineage: Eukaryota; Metazoa; Chordata; Actinopteri; Syngnathiformes; Syngnathidae. The record is from RefSeq and is a predicted model, not a curated record.
UGUCUUGUGGACAUUGUCUCAGGAGCAGGUAGGAAAAUGUGCCUUCAUCAAAGUUUUCACGUUGCUUUCCUGAUGGCUAACAUUUGUUUUCCAGAUUGGUGUUACCAGUCUGAAGCUUCUUGCAAUCAUACCUGCUCAGCGCCAGAUGACUGGGGUCUCGUUUCUCAGCACUGCAGCGGCAGAUCUCAGUCGCCAGUCAACAUUGUGACAAGGCGAGCGUUACCAGACGGACGUCUCACUCCUCUGCACCUCAUCGGCUAUCAGGACACAUUUCACGGACGGCUAUCCAACAACGGCCACACCGUUCAAUUGGAUUUACCUUCCAGUAUAAAAAUCAAAGGAGGUAAUCUCGCCAGAACAUACAAUGCAGUUCAGCUCCACUUCCACUGGGGCAGAGAUGGAGGUCCGGGCUGUGAACACACCAUUGAUGGAGAACGAUAUCCACUGGAGAUGCACAUUGUGCACAUCAAAGAACAAUACAGUUCCAUUUCGCAGGCCGUGAUGGAUCGAACAGGCCUUGCUGUUCUUGGAUUUUUCUUUCAGGAAUCAAGUUCCCCCAACAGGAAAUUUGCUCCUCUAAUAAACGCUCUGACGAAAAUCACGCAACCAUCCAACAAAACCACCCUGAAGGGCGUGUCCUUGCAGAUGUUCAUCGCCCCUCAGGCCAAUAUGACUGCGUAUUUUCGCUACAGCGGCUCCCUCACCACACCCAACUGUGCCGAGGCUGUCGUGUGGACGCUGUUUGAGAACGCCAUCUCGCUCAGCAGGCGGCAGCUGGCUGCGUUCUCCCAGCUUGAGUUCUCCAGUGGGAGGCCAAUGGUGAACACCUUCAGACCAGUGCAGCCUUUGAACGGAAGGCAGGUGUAUCACUCCGGAGGCCAUGUUGCUGGGGUCAGCGGCGCACUGCUCCUCUUGUUACUCCUGGUGCACACGCCCUGAACACUGCAGGAUUGAUGCAAACAAACAUUUGAUGGAAUGUACUUUUCCUGGAGUCGUCCUACCAACCGUGCUGGG